UUCGAUAUGUAGGUAUCGAAAUUGUUUCUUAACGUCUUAAGAAGAUUUAAGAGGGUUAAGAAGCUUCUUAAGGACGUUAAGAGCGGGAAAGAAAGAUUCUCCCAACCUGUCCUAGGUCCUUCAGUGCCAGUUCCCGCCAAUCAGCUGAUCGCCACCGGUGCCGUACCAUUGUAUCCUGGCUGCCAGCAAUGUGUACCACUCGCUAAGUCCACAUGUACUGUUUGCGCACGGGCGGGGUCGUGGGACGCCGCUUUCUAUAACGAUUUAUUGAUCUUAGACGCCAUUUUAAAAAUGAGGCCAUGGAAAGAUAGCAAGAACUUGUUGGCAACAAAUAUUCUGAGGGAGAGAGGGAGAGAGCAACUAUACACAAGGAAUCCAUGCAGUAACUUGGAUAGGAUCUUCAACUUUCAAGGGAAGAAGAUACGGGACCAGGAAUUACUGCACCUGAACUGUUGACAAGUUGGGAGUUGAACUCCACAUUUGGACCAUAUUGCAACAAUAAGGAUUGGGCUUCUUAAAUUAAUCAAAGAGCAGAAGCUUCAAAAACCAACAUUUCUGCAACAGCAAUGGAAUAACUGGUUCAAGAACCAUCUUCCAACUUCUUAAAGAAGGAAAAAAAAAAGUGUAGGUCAUUGACAAACAUUUGUGCUGACCUCGGCUGAAGUUACUAAGAACAAUGAAGUCAAGGACAAUGGAUCACGUCCUUAUAUGGAUAUUAGUUCUCUUGUUUCCAUGGCAACCGUGCCUGGCCCUAGAGACGAGUAAGUGUGAGGAGGAGCUAGACGGAGAGACGGUUUACUACGCCUGUCUCGGCGCGGCGUCUGACCUAUCAGAACUCCCGUUUGACCUGACGGUCACACCUGCGGAAUACACCUGUGGGAGUGAAAUCAACGGACAGGUGUACAAUGACUAUGCCACACAGGAUUCUCUAGACUCUGAGAAGCUGGAAUGCUCCUUGAAUGACAGGCAUCCCCGUUUCAUGUAUGAUGAGGACCAAGAGAGCUAUUGGCAGUCUAUCAGCUGGCUCCUGUACCCCACACCCCUACAUAUAAACAUCACCCUCUCAUUUACUACUCUCCACGAACUCCGCAACGAUAUUGAGGUCGCCAUGCCAACAGCCCGUCCGCGCGAAAUGGUAAUCGAGAAAUCUCUUGACAAUGGGCAAACCUGGCAUCCUAUGCAGUACUACGCCUACAACUGCCGCGAGGCUUUUGACUUGGAAGACCAGGAACAGAGUGCAGUUUCACUGGACAGUGCCGCGGAGAUUACCUGUACAAGUGAAGACAGUGACGCACUACCUAUUGUAGGGGAGUGGCGGGACCAAACUGUCGCCUUCGAGAAGUUGACGCAGCUAAACAGAAACUUGGGCCCUGUGGGGAUUUUAGAGCAGUUCGAGAAUGACGCCUUUCGGGAACUUUUUGUCUUCACGGACUUGAGAAUUCAGUUGCUCUAUCCGGCCACAGACGGGGAGGAGGUCUCCUCAGAUCUGUUGUCAAAGCUUCAGUACUACUACACGGUCUCUGAUAUAAAACUUGCAGCAAGCUGUUACUGCAAUCUGCAUGGGAUUUACUGUAAGGAGAACGGCACGGUGUGUGAGUGCCAACACAACACGGCCGGGCCCAACUGUGAGCGGUGCCUCCCGCUCUACAACAACAGGCCAUGGAUGCGGGGGUCCUACCUACCACCACCAGGGGGGACUGCAAACGAGUGUCAGAAAUGUAACUGUAACGACCAUGCGGACAGCUGUGUGUAUAACGCCACCGUCGGCCAUGGCGUGUGUCAGGAUUGCCAACACAACACGACGGGCGUGAACUGUUCCGACUGUCAAACAGGAUUCUUCCCCAACAGCUCACUACCUGUCAACCAUUCAGGCAUCUGCAUAGCUUGCAGCUGCGAACCUCUGGGUGUCCGGGACAACGACACGUCAUGUGACCCGCUGACCGGACAGUGCCACUGCAAAGCGGGGGUGACAGGGCUCCACUGUGACCAGUGUGCAACAGGGACGUACGGACUCCUCUUGGAGGAUUUUCCUGGGGAAUGCAAAAACUGCAGCUGUAACAUAUUGGGAACACAGGACAGUGUGGACCUGUGUGACCAGACCACAGGGCAGUGCCCAUGUAAGAACACCACAGAUACAGCCACAUGUAGCAGCUGUAAGGACAAAUACUGGAGGUUCCCUGAAAACUCAGACCAGAACGCCAUCAACGCUUAA
Messenger RNA from Branchiostoma floridae (Florida lancelet), 2212 nucleotides. RefSeq names its product laminin subunit beta-1-like. The transcript is spliced from 9 exons. The record is from RefSeq and is a predicted model, not a curated record. Lineage: Eukaryota; Metazoa; Chordata; Leptocardii; Amphioxiformes; Branchiostomatidae. The coding region runs from base 677 to 2212 and encodes 511 amino acids.